UGAGGGAACUGGAGGGUUUAUAACCCCACACUAAGCGACCUUCGGAUUGAGCCAAGAAUGCAGGUUGAAGGAUCUGUCCAGGUAUUCGUGUGUUCCUGAUCCAAGAGCUUGGGUGGCGUGAGCUGCAUACUCUCCUUCGUGAAGUGGUGAUCAAGUUCCCUAAAAGACAAUGACGGAGGUUAACUGAGUGGAUAAUUGGUGAGGAUUUUGAACACAAACUCUGGUCGAUUGUGUGAAGGCAUUUACAGUGAACAGUGUUCAGUUGUCUCCCAGAUAUGAGCCAUAGGGAAUCAACUGAAGACGUUAAUAGACUUAACAGUGCUGCAUCUGAUGAGGAGAAAUUGCUUGAGGAACUGCCAAGUGCUGUAGGUGGUGACUGCGAACCUAAUGAAAGUGAAGCAAAUGAUGCAGAAAAUGAAGGGUUCUUUAACAUGCUGAGCCAUGUGCAGAGGAACCGCAUGGACGACCAGCGAUGCAUUCUCGGAGAUAAUGAGGUGCCCUCCAACAAAUCGACACUCAUCGAGGCCAGUGCAGAUAGCAGCUCUGAUCGACCAAUUAAUGAACUCCUAGACAUGCUAGCUGACAAACAAGGGCAGCGAUUGGACGAUCAACGGGUUACCUGUGACAACUUACCAGGCCUCCAACUAUCUGAGUGUUACAUGCAGUCCACUGACAAAGAGCCCGAGAUUGAAUAGACAUGUCCCCAGCCAGGAUCUGUUGGGCCAGAUGAAAAUGCUGUUGAUUUGUUUCGUCGUCAAACAGCGAGAGGAAACACUACUGCAGCAGCAUUUCUUUUACAUAUUCUUUGUGAACUUGUUUUCAUUUGAGAAGAACCCGUCUGCUCUUUGUUACGGUUUUAUGACCCAGAUAACUGAACAUGGACGUUGGUUAUUUUAGCCUGGUUGUUCGUGCAGCAAUGCACCUUCCCAACAUGUCCAAGCCUCUUUGAGAAUUGCCUCAAUGCACUUAGAACCAUCAUACAAUAAUAUCUGACAUCACUCGUUAACAGUUGUUGAAACAAAAUGCAUCGC
Messenger RNA from Pristis pectinata (smalltooth sawfish), 1031 nucleotides. Its product is annotated as Purkinje cell protein 2-like. The transcript is spliced from 4 exons. Bases 276 to 695 code for a protein of 139 amino acids. Gene Ontology annotation, molecular function: guanyl-nucleotide exchange factor activity; protein binding. The record is from RefSeq and is a predicted model, not a curated record. Lineage: Eukaryota; Metazoa; Chordata; Chondrichthyes; Rhinopristiformes; Pristidae.